Metschnikowia bicuspidata var. bicuspidata NRRL YB-4993 is the source of this 1257-nucleotide messenger RNA. RefSeq lists its product as uncharacterized. Gene Ontology annotation, biological process: nucleolar large rRNA transcription by RNA polymerase I; transcription initiation at RNA polymerase I promoter. The transcript is spliced from 3 exons. NCBI's taxonomy places the organism in Eukaryota, Fungi, Ascomycota, Pichiomycetes, Serinales, Metschnikowiaceae. Gene Ontology annotation, molecular function: RNA polymerase I cis-regulatory region sequence-specific DNA binding. Bases 128 to 895 code for a protein of 255 amino acids. The record is from RefSeq and is a predicted model, not a curated record. Gene Ontology annotation, cellular component: RNA polymerase I upstream activating factor complex; nucleus.
GUGAUAUCAGGCUCCAGCAGGAUUCGCGCAGUUCUCGAAAGACAAAACAGUCAUUCCCCAGAUUUCCUAUAAGCUUUCCAAAUUCCACGCCUUGUUCCCAUUCCUAUCCUUUUCGCUGACUCCAGACAUGACCCAAACUUUCGAUGCUUCUGAUUACCAGGAAAUGAUCGACGCGAUUUUGAGCGCAGCUGAUCUUGACAAGAUCUCGAUCAAAAGAAUCAGAAACGCAAUCCUGGAACUUUUCGAUGUGGACUUGAUGCCCCAUAAGGAAAAAGUCAAUGAAUUGAUAUUGAAUAGGUACUACAAACUCGCCGAUGAGCGAGCGAACCCGCAGCCCAAUCAGGAAGACCUGGAAAACCAAGACCAUUUGAUGGCCUUGCGGCUUCAAAAAGAAGGACAAAAGCACGAUACUCGCCGCGGGCGGUCCGCCGUUUCGAAGGUGAGUAAACCACGGAAAACUGGUGCACGUACUGCGCCUAACAAUGGUUUCAAUGCAGAUCUCUUGCUUUCCCCUCAGCUACAAGAAGUGAUUGGAAGUGCUCGAAUGAGCCGGCCACAGGUGGUCAAGCAAAUGUGGGUAUACAUUAGGGCUCAUGAUCUCCAGAACGCAUCUGACAAAAGACAAAUUUUGUGUGAUGAAAAGCUCACCAAGAUCUUUAAGAAGAACACCGUGACGAUGUUUGAGAUGAACAAGCUUCUAAGCAAACACUUGUAUAAGGAAGAUGAGUUGACCUCGAAUUGCAGUCUUUCUAUAGCAGGGCUGAUCGAAAACGAGGAAAAGAAGCCCCCGAAAUUAUCCGAAGAAAACAGUCGCUCUCUGUCUCCAGACACAACUGUGAAAAGAGAGAAACAGGCGUGCGAUGACGCCAGCGAAAUUAGUGAAGUUGAAGAUUAAUGCCUUUAGGCCGCCAAAAGACGUCAUUGCUAGCCCAGAUGUGCUUUUGUAGAGCGGGCACGCAAAUGACUGUGGACAAGAAGCAUUGGAGCCCAGAAUGUGCCGGAUCACGUUCGCUCGAGUGAAACGGGAGCUGUUCUUCAUAUAUUGCAUCCUAAUACUGAGACGUAUCUAGCGCUGCUCUCGUUUAAUUACAUAGUCAAAUCCAACGUGCGCGAAUACAGUGGUGGGCAACAUGCAAUCCAGCUUAUGGGGAUGAUUGCGAUUAUGAUCGACUGGGCCUAGUCAGCGGGCCAAUUUCCAACUUCAAUGCGGAAGCAGAGUUUGCGGAUGUCCGGGAGUUUUUCCGUCUUACACUUUUU